Molecule: messenger RNA, 2669 nt
Organism: Paramormyrops kingsleyae
Lineage: Eukaryota; Metazoa; Chordata; Actinopteri; Osteoglossiformes; Mormyridae
Source: RefSeq, a predicted model, not a curated record
UGUUCCCUGCCUCGUACCCAUUGCUUCCGGGAUAGGCUCCGGACCCCCCGCAACCCAGUAGGAUAAGCGGGUUGGACAAUGGACGGAUGGAUGGAAAUUGUGUUGACCCAGAUUGAUUUAACACCGCAAAAAUCAGAUAUUGUACACAUUACUUUAAAUCAGCUGCCAGAUUUCCAGUUAUUUUGGAGGCCUAAACCUCUCUGGGCCAGGAAAAUAUCAACUUCUCAGUACACAUCAGGUGUCCAACUAUAUAGAUUAUAGAUUAAACUUAUAAUAAUGUUUUCAUUUCUAAAGGGAGUAUACCUUCGGACAUAUUAGGAUUAGGUUUUAUAAUAGAUUAUAAUUAGACCAUGUAUAUUUACUUGUUAAAGCAAAAAAUCUGCAUUUAAUGUAGCAAGGGACAGUAGCUGGCAAAGGAGUCCUGAGUGAGAGAGACUGAGUCUGCGUCAGGACAAAUCCAGGCAAGAGAGGCGAUAGGCCCGGGUGUCCUACAAAUAUUAACAUAGUAUAUCUGCAAAAAUGGUUUAAUCCCCCCCCAAGUGUCUUGGUUUUUCACAAGUAAUAGGUGGCAACCCUAGUCAUGAUCCUAUAUCAAGUGUAGGUUUAAAUUAACACUAUGGCCAUGGAGUGCACUCUGCAAUUUACGUUAAUCAGUACCGUUUCGCACAAAUCUGAUUGGAUGUGCCAGUGAAUCUUAAAUUAAGCAUAUGUGUGUUGGCUUUGUGGAUUGGUUGAGUGUUCACUAGUUUUGCGCUAAGCAGUUGCAGACCCAAGACCCAUUUAUAUAGGUUAAUUCUAGGAUUGGGCCAGGGAAAUCUGAUCGUGGAUCAGCAUAAGAGCUUGCUGUUUAUAAAAUGCUUACAUUUCCAACUCUGCCUCAUGACCCUUUCAAAACUUGCCAUGACCCAAACUGGGUCGCGACCCAUGGGUUGAGAAUAUCUGUACUAAAGUAUGGACUGUGAUCUACCUCAAACAAGGAAACAAUAUCAUGUUUCAUUGCCAAAUAUUUCUUCCCCACAGCUUUUAUAUUUGAAUAUCGACUUCAUAUUUAGUGGUUUCCUAAUUUUCCGGAAUUGUAACAAUACUUAACCCUCAAACCUUCAAAAUGGGGCUCCUACUCAAAGACACAUCAGGCUUCAUGGUUUUCCCUGCUGUGGUGUUGCUGGUCCUGGGCUCUCCUCACCGCACCUCUUCAGCAUCCCAUUCACUGUCACUCAUGGCGACAUUCAUCUCGGGAGAGACCCCAUUUCCAGAGCUUACACUGGCAGUGACAGUAAACAAUGUCCCAGUUGAGUACUACGACAACAAUAUUAAGAAGGUUGUCUCACGGAGACACUGGAGGGCCAACAACACUGUUGAGGAUACUGACCGCCAAUAUUUUGUGGUGGAAAAUGUGCACAGAAGUAUGAAAAGUCAGACUCAUAAUUUGAGGAAGCGCUUCAAUCAUACUAACGGGAUUUGUAUUUCUCAGAAAUUUGCUGCAUGUACCUUGGAAGGUGACAGCCUGAGCCAGUUCUUCCUCAGAGAUGCUUAUGAGGGCGAGGAGACGAGGACCUAUGACAUCCUGGAACAAAGAUAUGAUCCACAUGUGCCAGAGUUGAUGUGGACCAAGUUAAAAAUGGAAGCUAAAAAGCUGACUUACAUAAAUGUAUACCAGCCUCUUUGUCUUAAAUUGUUAAGGCAAUACCUCCAGCAGGACAAGAAUGUAUUAAUGAGAAGAGAGCGACCCAGGGUCCGGGUGACCCAGAAGAGAGACCCAGGCACUGGGGGAGCACAGGUGUGCUGCUUGGCCACUGGCUUCUUUCCCCGGCACAUCAACAUGACCCUGCUGAGAGACGGCCAGCCCGUCCCAGAGCAGGAUCUGACAGGAGGGGAGGUGCUGCCUAAUGGAGACGGAACAUUCCAGAUGAGGAAGAGCCUCAGUCUCAGUGAGCAGCAGUUGAGGGAGAAGCACCAGUAUACCUGUACUGUCACACACAUGGACAGAAAGGAAGACUUUGGAUUGGAACCAGAAGAUCAUCCAGAUGUUAUCCUCAUCACUGUUCUGGUUGUGACUGUUGUGAUUGUCCUGGUUGUAGCCGUCUUCCUCUGUUGGAGAAGACAGACCAGUCCACCGGAUCCAUGUCAAACCUCUGAUCCUGUAAGAUACACUGCAGCCCAGAAAACUGAGCAGAGUGACUCCACAUCCAUCUCCUCCAGCUCAUAAGACACUCCCUGCACAUCAGGUUCAUUGCUGAUCAAGCCUGGAAAUUCUAUGAAGAGGAGCUUCAAUCUGGACAGUGUCCUAAUUAAGCCAGCAGCCUGUGUGGCCCAGGCCUCGUAAGCACUGCACUUUAACAGGAAUGUGACUGACAGCCCUUGCUGAGUGGAUGUGUAUCAUUCUGUAACAUAGAGUGCCAAAGUUCGCCUCCACACUCUUGCAUAUAUCAUAUGGCAUAAUUCCAGGGAGGAAACCUGUUACAGAAAUGAAGUAGCUUUAUGGUGCCUGUGAAUAAAUCGGUUCUUCAUCCACCUAAACCAGAAUUCUGCUUUUAUCAAGUACAGCUGCAUUCCAUAAAGCGUGUUUGAAUCUCACCAUUUUACAACAGAACUAUGUUUGACUGGUCACUACUAGGGAUGUAACGAUACACUCAACUCGCGAUUCGAUAUGAUUCACGAUUCUUCACGAU